UUUGUACAUCAAUCAGAAGCAAAUUAUUCCUUCCUACAGUGUUAAAUUAUUAGGGAUGCAUAUUGACAGGAAACUUAAAUUUGAUAUACAUAUAAAUACUAUUUGUAAUCAAGCUACCAAAAAGUUGCGAUGCCUACAACGUAUUAGAAAAUUUGUUACAGAUCAACAAGCAAUACGCCUAUGUAAUGCGUUUGUUUUAUCAACUUUUAAGUAUUGUCCUCUUAUAUGGAUGUACUGUAGCAAAACCUGUAAUAAUAAAGUAAAUAGGGUUCACAAAAGAACAUUAAGAACAGUAACUGGAGAGUAUGAGUGUUCUCUGAGUGAUAUUCUUUUAUCUACUGGCGGUGUUACAAUACACACUGCAAAUUUAAAUAUUAUGUUAUUAGACAUUUACAAAAGCUUGUUCGGAUCAAAUCCAGACUUAAUAAAAAGUCUCUUUCAAUACAAGAACACUUCUUACGCACUACGUAAUUCGAGUGUACUGUGUCUUCCUCCAACUAAAUCAGUACGUUUUGGAACCAACUCGUUGUUAUUUAGAAGCUGUCAAUUAUGGAACUCGCUUCCUCAAAAAGUAAAGUUAUCUGGUUCUAAUGAGGACUUCAAAAAAUCGAUAGUAUCUUGGACUGGACUAAAAUGUUUAUGUCCGCUUUGUAAAUAAUAGCCCUAUUUAUAUUAGGACAUAUUAUUAACUUUUAUUUUUAUUUUUAUACUAUAAUUUUUGUUGGUUUUAAUUAGUACCUUGUAACUAUCUCGUUACCAACGUUAAAUGAAUGUUUACUUACUUACUUACUUACUUACUACUUAUAGAUGGACGGACGGUCGGACGGACGGACGGACGUAUACGGGUAUUAUAAUAUAGAUGUAACGUGAUCUUUCGUGAUUUUAGAUAGAAAAGAUUGGCACGGUUGAUUUAAAACACGUGUUUCAGACCCAUCCCGAUUGUGUACGAUUAGCUUUGCUAAAAGAAAGAAGGGGCGCCUGCACUAAGUAAAUGUUUUUUUUUGAUUUGCUUAUCCGCAUCCGCCAUUAUUUCUUAUGCGUGCAUUUCUAUUGGUCACGUGAUUAAAUUAAAUAUGAUUUUAGCUUAGACGGCAAAAAAUAACCGCGAACAAUGGGUUUCGAGACUAGGGUUUUUUCUAUUGAUUAUACUUUAUGUUGUUGGGAUGGUAAGCGAUGGGAAAUUGAACGGAUGGUUAUUUUAGAAAUUUUUCCACAGACAGAAACCUAAUGCUUCACGGUUUGUGCAUGCUAGCUAGGUACUAGAAAUUUCACCAAUUUAUCAAUAAAAUCAAGCGAUUAACAUGUAUUUCAUGCUUUUUCUUACUAUAAUUAUGCGAAAACAUGCAGUUAAUUUGGUAAGGUUAACAAGAAACCCACAAGUUGAUAGCAUAAUAAGUGCUUUAAAAUUAUGCGUAGCAUCACAACCUUUGAAAUAUCGUGGUCUCACCUGCUUAACUAAACUUAGACGUUCAACAAUACUAAUCUUUCAAAAAAUGCGUUAACUAUCGCAAGAUGAAAAUACUUAUCGCGUGAAAGUAGCCAAAUUUUUCUUGUAUUUUAGUUAUUGUUUACAACUUUUACUUUCUGAGUUCAACACAUUGCCGUACUAAAUUGUUGAAAAUGCGAAAAAACUAAAACAUAAACUUAUGUGGAAACUUCUGCAAAUAAAAACUUUGGAUGAGUGGGUAUGCCUUUG
This is a messenger RNA of Hydractinia symbiolongicarpus, 1696 nucleotides long. RefSeq lists its product as uncharacterized. The transcript has a single exon. Lineage: Eukaryota; Metazoa; Cnidaria; Hydrozoa; Anthoathecata; Hydractiniidae. The record is from RefSeq and is a predicted model, not a curated record. The coding region runs from base 56 to 658 and encodes 200 amino acids.